Mesoplodon densirostris (Blainville's beaked whale) is the source of this 1806-nucleotide messenger RNA. It is a transcript of the gene OTX1, whose product is annotated as orthodenticle homeobox 1. NCBI's taxonomy places the organism in Eukaryota, Metazoa, Chordata, Mammalia, Artiodactyla, Ziphiidae. Gene Ontology annotation, molecular function: DNA-binding transcription factor activity, RNA polymerase II-specific; RNA polymerase II cis-regulatory region sequence-specific DNA binding. Gene Ontology annotation, biological process: regulation of transcription by RNA polymerase II; multicellular organism development. The record is from RefSeq and is a predicted model, not a curated record. Gene Ontology annotation, cellular component: nucleus. The transcript is spliced from 3 exons. Bases 52 to 1119 code for a protein of 355 amino acids.
CCCGGCCCCGGCCCCCUGGAUCCUUCGGGGCGCCUUCACCCAGCUGUUAGCAUGAUGUCUUACCUCAAACAACCCCCAUACGGCAUGAACGGGCUGGGCCUAGCCGGACCGGCUAUGGACCUCCUACACCCCUCCGUGGGCUAUCCGGCCACCCCGCGGAAGCAGCGACGGGAGCGCACCACCUUUACGCGCUCUCAGCUGGACGUGCUCGAGGCGCUCUUCGCCAAGACUCGCUACCCUGACAUCUUCAUGCGCGAGGAGGUGGCGCUCAAGAUCAACCUGCCAGAGUCCAGAGUCCAGGUCUGGUUCAAGAACCGCCGCGCCAAAUGCCGCCAGCAGCAGCAGAGCGGGAGCGGGACCAAGAGCCGCCCAGCCAAGAAGAAGUCGUCCCCGGUGCGGGAGAGCUCGGGCUCCGAAAGCAGCGGCCAGUUCACUCCGCCCGCUGUGUCCAGUUCCGCCUCGUCCUCCAGCUCCGCAUCGAGCGCUUCGGCCAACCCGGCGGCUGCAGCGGCUGCAGGCCUGGGCGGGAACCCGGCGGUGGCAGUCCCGUCGUCGUUGAGUACGCCGGCUGCCUCGUCCAUCUGGAGUCCGGCUUCCAUCUCGCCCGGCUCAGCGCCCGCUUCCGUGUCAGUGCCCGAGCCUUUGGCCGCGCCUAGCAACGCAUCGUGUAUGCAGCGCUCGGUAGCCGCAGGCGCCGCCUCUGCCGCAGCCUCCUAUCCCAUGUCCUACGGCCAGGGCGGCAGCUAUGGCCAGGGCUACCCCGCGCCCUCCUCUUCCUACUUUGGCGGCGUGGACUGCAGCUCAUAUCUAGCGCCCAUGCACUCGCACCACCACCCGCACCAGCUCAGCCCUAUGGCACCCUCCUCCAUGGCGAGCCACCAUCACCACCAUCCCCACGCGCACCACCCGUUGAGCCAGUCCUCAGGCCACCACCACCACCAUCACCACCACCAUCACCAGGGCUACGGCAGCUCGGGGCUCGCCUUCAACUCUGCCGACUGCUUGGAUUACAAGGAGCCUGGCGCCGCCGCCGCUUCCUCCGCUUGGAAACUCAACUUCAACUCGCCUGACUGUCUGGACUAUAAGGACCAAGCCUCAUGGAGGUUUCAGGUCUUGUGAGCCCAGGAGUGGGAGGAAGAGAAGAAGAAACGCAACUACCUGCGCCCUCCGUGGUCCCCGUCCAGUUGUUGCUGCUGCUGCUGCUGCACUGCCCGCCUUUGCCUCGGCUUUUCCAGACCUGAAAUUUCACGCUCCCAAAAGAUGCCCAUUGCUGCACUGCCGCCCUCAUCUUUGUGCCACUUGCUUGGGGGAUGUGCAAACCUUGCCCACCCCUUGGAUGAGGGGACCGGUGCUUCGGCUUGGCCCACAAGUUCUAUACGGGAGAGCUGUGUGCUCCCCUCCUCAACCCCUAACGAACUCCUAAGUCACCAUCUUCUAGUCUUUCUGGACAGUUAUUAUGCGCUUGCAGCCUUCGGAGGCUCUUCGCUCUGACUUGCUGUUUGAGCCCUACACUUUAAUUUAUUCUUUCCGGACACUGGAGUCACUAACUGGCAUGUGUCUGCCUGUUGGAGUGCACCCAUACUCUACUCCAAAUCAAAACAACCACUAAGCGUUUCUCGCGUGCAGACUGCCGCCCCUUCAGCUGCCCUAAGCCCCGCUCCCCGCCUGCAGACCAGAGCUUCCCGGCGUUUCCUCCUCCCCAGCCGGAUGCACUGGGACGAGGCCCGGAGGGAGGAGCGCACCCAUAGCCUCUCGCGCACAGCCCCGCCCUGCGUAGAACUGGCUCAGGCUUCCGCUUCGGCGGGA